AUGCCGCCUGUCGGCAAUCCAGACGUGACAAUGGACGAUGCGGACGAGGUAGAUUUCGAUGUGGCGCGUUACAAGGCUCUUAUUGCGCACGUCUUCCUUCCACCUCAACUGCCGGCGGUAGAAGAAAGCGCGGACGAUCUACGCGACACCUCUACCGUGCUGUGUAGCGCACUACUUGAAAGCGCAGAGGAUUAUAUGGAUAAGGCGGAGGAGGAGCAACGCGCGAAGUGGGGAGUCGUGGUGAAGAUGAUCAAGAAAGCGAGGGCGUUCGUGCAAACGCCGAUGACCCAGUCGAGGCUGGCGUCUGUUUUGGAGGACAUGGAUGUUGGAGACGUACUCCCGCUACACAUACGAGCUCAGAAUGCUGCGGUCAUCGUGCGCAAGAACGAGGAAGGGUCCAGCUUCGAAGUCUUCGAAGCAUCAUCCGCGAACGAGACGGUGUACUCUACGACUGGCAAACUGGUCGUUGUCUACCCUGGUCCUGCUGUGCAGGUCCCCACAGAUGUCGUCCAGAAUCAGUCCUUCCGCGACAACCUCGCGCUCUUCCUCUCAAGCAUGGACGUGGACGAACUCGAUUCAACGCCGGAAGCUACAAAGGCCGGCUCUACAGUCAGAGAAGUACGCGACACGACCGAUCCGCGCUAUAUCUCGCAGCUCCUGGUCGGUAUCCUGCUUGGAUGUCAGGGAGCGACCGACGCGAAUGUCACUCGAGUCACGAAACGCGUCGCCGACGAGGUCGUCUGGGACGGCGGACGUAAGCCAUGGCGUAGGCUCCCUCUGUGGCUCAUUCUUCGUGUCGCAAUACAGACGACGCUCGACGAUCGCGACGCGUACAAGUCGUUCAUGGUCUUCUUCAUGGCCCGCGUACUCGACUGGUCUACCAAGUCAGACAAGUCCAAGGCUUCAGGCAGUGACUUCUCAAGCGACCUUCUGGACAUCAUGCACAAGAAGGUCGCCCGUCGAUUUGCGAAGCUCAACGACGAUCUGCCUGCUUUCGUCGUAAAAGCCGUGGAGAAGAUCUGCGAUGGGACCAAGACCCUGCUCGAACGUCGUUGGAAGUCCGUGUUGAACGGGCAGAGCGCGCGCCUCCGGAACAUGCGGGCCGAUCUCGGCGCGGCUCUUUCGUCGGCCGAGGCGAACACAAAGCUCGCGCUCAGCGGAGCGAUGCCGACUUUAACCGCAGCUCUGAACCGCGUAGGAAACACGUACGAGCGCGUAGCUUUCAACCCCGCCUAUCCUCGACGACUCAAGGACAUCAAUGGCCUUGGCGAGUUCCCUGAAGGAGGCUUGGAGGCGGCGCUUAAGCAGGACACCCCGACGCUCGUCUUGGCGGACUUCGAGGAGGUCGUACGUGAGAAAGUUCUCCAUUGGGUUGAGAAGGGGAGAAACGACGCAGAGACUCUGGAGAAGAGCUGUCUCGUCAUCUUUGAGCUUUCGAGGCAGUACCGAGCGGCGACGUCCAAAUACUACGACCGCACGAACCCUGAAGAUCAAUCUAUCGCUGUACUCACACAACUCAUGCUGUGGGCUUCGAUCGACCGCAUCACGAUCAAGGCGUGUCCGUUACUCGAAGAUUAUAGUCCCGAGAUACCCGAUACGUUCCUCGAGCCGCUCGUGCUGCGCGACGAGCGCAAUAUCCGGCUGGCGAACGAACUCGAGAAGUAUCUUCGCGCCAGGCAUGGUCGUGCACAUAUGCGAGACAUCUCUCUCUUUACCGCGUCCUCGGACGCCCGGUCCUUCUCUCGGCGGCUAUACGCUCAAGAUCCGCGCUACGCUUCUCAUAAGGAGAAUAUUGAGGACCGAGCCAAACAUGAUCGUCAGGCGAAGUGCAACGAGCUACAGAAGCUGAACAAGCGAUACGCCGACCUAAGAGCCCAAGCUGCAUCUCUUAGCCAUACUUCGGUUACGGUGAAGGAACUGAGGACGGUUGGACGAGGCAGGUCAGCCCAUACGUUCGAGUCGGAGAGGCACGAAGAUCCUGCGUGCCGGCUAUGUCGCCUCGAAAGAGAGAUGCAGGGUCUGACCAUCGACGUGUACGAGUGGCCGUUACCAGAGGAAGAGGGCAAAGCGGAGGCUGUUGUUGUUGAGCUGCUGUGCCCGCCGACGUACUCGAUGUGGCGCGACGCGACGUUCGACUUGCUCACGCAUACGGGCAAGCUGGCCGAUCCGGAGGAAGGGGAGGAAAAGCGAAGGCCGGCGCAUCCUCAGAUGCUCUUGCCGAACUACGCUGGUCUGCGGAAGUUCAAUCAAGCGCGGUCGGGGAGCGUGAUAUACGGCUCGCUCACUGAUUCGUUCACGAGCACGCAUUAUAGCACGCAGAACAUACCCUCCACCGAGGAGAGGAUCUGCGUCAAUAAUGGACUGAACUACGCAUACGUUGACCGUCGCUUGGGAGGAUUAUGGGCCGGAAAGCUACCCUACGCAACGAGCAGUGUCGCACGCCUUUGUACAAUCACCCUGCCGAAGGGUAGUCGCUAUACGCACCUUCAACACACGAUCAACGGGACCGAGCACACGUCGAACGAAGCCAUCGCCGAUCAGGCGUCUUGCCCCAAAGAACUCAACCUACACGAGCACCUCAGCUUCGCCUCUAUCCGAUCUGGAGGCCGUCUGCAGUGGAUGAACGUUGCGCGCGAACUCCGCGCUCGUACGCUCACUCACAGUACGCCGGAAGUCCAUUUCCUGCUGAUGAUGGCAACGUGGCAACUCGGCCCGCUCGGGCCGGGCGAGGCGCAGCGCGAGUGGCACCUCGAGCUCGUCGAUCCCGCGUUCUGUCGUACUGUUCUACGUGAAGCACGGGCGUUCUUAACAAGCGUUGGGGACAAUUGGAAGGAGACUAUGACAGUGCGGACGAUGAUUCUGGUCGUGCAUCGCGUUUUGGAGGCUUGCCCAGACGACGGCGUGUGCAACGAAGCUCGCGCGGCACUCCGCUUCGCGCGUAUGAUUGCAGCUCGCUUUCGUGACACUCUCAAGACUCGUAUGGAUGGACUGAGGAACGCUCCCGAGGCGGUCUGGCAAGCGGCACAGCGACAAGUCUGCGAGGCAGCGGCGACGUGUGUAUCGACAUACGACGUCUCAUCGGACGACAACAUGGAACUCCUACUCUACUCCAACGAGGAUGUUACUGAACUGAUUCGUAGCGCGGUGGUCGUUCAGGAGCACUUGCCACCGAACAAGAAGGAGAUACCGCUACAUAUGCAACUCCUCCUACGUCGACACGAACGCGCGCUGCUUAGGCUUGAAGCGCGCACGCGGGCGCUCAUUCUCAGAGCUCCGGGUGGGAUGCACGAGGCCAUCAGUACACUGUGGUCGAGCUACCACCCGAAUGGACGGUGGGUUGCCCUGGAGGCCCCAGCUGAACGGCAACUGUCAUGCUCGCUGGAGGGUGCGCAGACGGCGCAUUUCGAUCUUCUUACCGGGACUCUUCUUGUCGGAGGACGGAAGAUCAAUCGGCUGCCGAUGGCUAUCACUACACAUGAGGUGUUUGUGCGCCUCUUCGGUCAGAUGAUCCUGAACAUCGUGCCCGCGGCGGACCCGGAUAUGGAGUAUGAGACCAGACAGGCGAUCUCUGAGUCUCAAUGGACGCUAUCGUUCGCCCUCCGUCCCGGUGAUGUCCUUCUCAUUCGUGCGCGCCCUGCGGCGGCGGGAAACCGGCGUGAUCAAUCGCUCGAGCUCAUACCGCACACCGCAUUCUCUGGCGACCUUCCACAGGCCUUAGCCGAAGACUACGUACACUGGUUGGAUCUUACAUCUGGCGAAGUCGAGUUCCGCCCCAAGAACUCUCCUUGGACUGUCAACCAGAAGAACUGGCGCUUGAUCGGCUUAAGGCAGGGCGCUCCUCAGUUACAACUCGGUCAAUCUCGUGUUCGUCUGAUCGACCCUCACUCGAGCUCCUUCCGCACCCUGCAUACUGUCCUGGGUGUCCUCGAACUCCCGCAGUUUAUGAUCAUGACGGUGGACUCGAAGAACAUACGCGUCAAGCUGUCCCGGUUGCGCUUAUCUUUCCUCCUCGAGAACGGUACUCGGAGGCUUGUGUGCGAGAGCAUCCACGGGAUGAUUGUCGACAUGACCGAUCAGUCGUCGGGAACGCUCCUAGGCUUGCGUAGCCAGCUUGCACUCAAGGAUAACGCGCAGGCCAAGUACAAACUCCCAGGCUCGCGGCGCGUCAUCAUUCCCCACGGGACCGUCGUCUUUGCGCCCGACGUAUACGGUCACUCCAUCGUCGAGAUACAGGUCGAUGAGAAGCCCUCGCAAGUAGCGUACUAUGAUUACCGGAUCGACCAGGAUCUCGGCUGUAUGGCCGGAACAUCCAACAUCACCGAGCGCCUAUUCCUGUGCUACCUACACGCUGUUACCAGUAGCAGCCUGCCUGAUCCUCUCACCGGCCUCACUGGCACGGAACAAGCACUACAUGAUCUCAGUGGCGCGCGGGUGCUAUCCUUCCAGUCGCUUUCGGCCGUAGACGUGGCGAUAGUCAAAGCAAUCGCGGCGCUUACGCCCCAGCGAGUCUUCUUCCCGAAGCAUCUCACUGGCAUGCAGCAGGUCAAGUGGAGCGCACUUCCUUCGCUGUCGCAGCAUACAGGCUUUCACCGCGCUGCCGAGUUCAUUCUUCAAUAUGCUCGCGAUAUGGCGCUCUUCCAAGAAGGCACGAGCGCGGGCGUCAAGGCGGAGUUUCUCGCGAAGAGUCUUGAUUCGAUUGGGCGUGGUGACAAAAUACUGCUCGAACGUGCUGCACAACGUGCCGCAGGUCUGUAUGCGGCCGAUACUACCUUCAAUGUCGAGGCGACGCGAAACGGGGAUCUGAGGUUCGACGGACGCCAUUCAAUCGACAGUACGGGCUCCGCGGAGGGAGCAUCGGCUAGCAUUCUCAAUGUCGCCCACCUGGCGAGGGACAUGCAGGCUCCAGCAGAGGUGCUUCAGCUGUCACAGUUCAACAUCGCCAAUGUUGCCCUCUCCCAGUCUCUUGUCAACACGCUGUCGUCGGCAUCGUUGUCGUACAGCAUGGCCUGGCUGCAGGGUCUCAACAUCUGGGCGUAUUUCCUCUCCUACUACCGCCGCUGCCUCGAGUACGACGAUGGUGUCAUGGGUCACAACCGCUUCAAGCUCGUCUUCAGUCUUUGCUCAUUCGCGUUCGGACGGCCGGCGAUGCGGGAGACCGUCAUGCUGUUGCUGGCGCUCUGUCUGAACAACAGGCUCCGGCAUGAGCGCCCCGCUGAGCUAUACGCCCAUGGCCAUCAACAACUCACUCUCACGGACGGCUUCUCCCCCAAGCGCAGUGACGUUUCGGAUCACAUUCGGCACUGCUGCACGCGGCGGGAAGACACACCGGCAGACAGACUUGUACGACGCGCGACGGAGACGUUGGUCGAGUUCGACCAGCGCAAGCAACGUGAACGCGUACGCUGUACGCAGCUUGCCCGGGACGACUUGGCCGAUCUUUGGAUGAAGCAGUGGGAGCGUGCGAAGCCCUCGCUGACUCGUGAUCGUUGGCUCGCCGUCGACUUCGGGGCGCUCAAUUUGGGCGACUCUGCACACGACAUAGCGUUGUGGGUGCAUAGCUCGGCUAAGAAGACGGAGUCGGUCUCGUCUUACAUGGAACGAUGCAAGCUCAACGAGAUAUUCUCGCGUCAUCUGAAUCGAGUACAGGCUGAAUUGCGAAGUGCGGUGGUCCCUGCACCUGAUGUAGAGAUGCUCGCCCCACUACGUACCUCGUUCGAGCCAUCCGUCUCAGCGCCGAUGCAGACCAAUGCAUCGUUCGCCACUCUCUUGGCGACCCGAGCACCGCCUGCUGUAACACCACCUACGAACAACGUGACUGAAGCGUCGCAGAAGCCCUCAUCAGAGCAGUCCACGGCCAUGGGCGACCUACGCAGUGUACUUGACGACCUCCAAGAUCUCUCCGACUCCGAGAUACUGCGCACAUACGUGGAGGAUCUCACUGGGAGCAUCAGAGACUCGAAGUCUGUGCCAUUCACUUCCGCUUCGACCCUCCCCAAGGACGUCUCCAACCUUACAAGUCUGCAUCCCAAGGCAGAGAAGCAGCAUGAGCGCACUCUGGAAGACCGCACGUCGCUGAGGAAAGCGCUUGAAGCCCGGGCACCGUCGGAGCGUCGGCUUGAUGCCGCGGGCUUAUGGCCGAAAACCCCGACGCGCGCUCUGCUCAGCCUUUUGGGGAGAGAUAAGAUUGGCGAUGUGCCGAAGGCGUGGCGUUCGGCAGUGACUGCGUUCGGACGCAGUGUUCUCGUCUAUCAACGGUUCCAGCGUUUGCUCCAUUCAAUCUCAAGUAAACGCCCCGAGGAGGCGUUGAAGGAGUUGGAGAAUGCGACUCUGGAUGACGCGGAGGGAGCCCUAUACGAUUCUCCGGACUGGCUAUUGAUUCAGAUCGACUCGAACUUCCUCGCGCGCCCAGUGCAACGUUCGAUUGCCCAGGACAUGAUCACCCCGGCCUCCGGGCAGAACUCGCUAUACCAACUCAACAUGGGAGAAGGAAAGUCCUCCGUGAUUGUACCAUUCACCGUCGCUUCGCUCGCCAAUGGCGAGUCCCUGGUCCGCGUGGUCGUGCUCAAGGCGCUCAGCAAUGCCAUGUUUGACCUGCUCGUCGAUCGCCUUGGCGGACUCCCCAAUCGACGCAUCUUCCAGCUACCGUUUUCGCGCGACCUUUUGAUGACCGAGGAGCUGGUUAAGACGAUGAAGAACCUGUGCGAGACGUGCAUUCGCGUCGGUGGGAUACUGGUGAUCCAACCUGAGCAUAUCUUAUCGUUCAAGCUCACGGGACUCGACUACCUAAUCUCGCAUUCUUCUGAACAACCCAACGACAUCUGGAACCUCGCUACAUCACUAUGGAAUUUCAAACGUUGGCUCUCAGAGCGCACGAGAGACGUCCUCGACGAAAGCGACGAGCUGCUGCACGCGCGUUAUCAGCUGAUCUACACAGUCGGCCUUCAACAACCGAUCGACGGACACCCACAACGCUGGACUAUCGUGCAACAGGUCCUCCUAGUUUUCAUAGACUGCGUCUCGGCGCUAGCCGAUGCCCAUCCACGUAAUAUCAUCUUCCACAAUGAAGCAGGAGCAAAGUUCCCGACCAUCCGCCUCCUGAAUUCAGAUCUCGACGGCGAGCUCACCGGCAAUAUCAUCGACCGGAUCAUGUCUGGCGCACUUCCAGAUCUGCUGUUCUCCACUUUAUCGGGAGAGGCUCGGGCGGCCAUCACGGAAUUUAUUGGCUCGCCUGUUCUCAGCGAUGCCACAUAUUCGCGCGUGCGCCAAGAUCUGUCGGAGGACAUCUGGAAGGGCGUACUUCUACUUCGUGGGCUCCUGGCACCUACUUCCGGUGUCCUGUUAUACGUCUUCAAACAGCGUCGCUGGCGGGUAGAUUUCGGACUCGAUCCCACGCGGUCGCUACUUGCCGUGCCCUAUCGGGCCAAGGACGUUCCAAGCACAAGAGCGGAGUUCGGUCAUCCUGACGUCGCCAUCCUACUCACUUGCUUAUCAUACUGCUACGGCGGUUUGACACCGAGUCAAGUCGUUCUUUGCUUCGACCAGCUCUUCAAGAUGGACGAUCCGCGACAGGAGUACGCGAUCUGGGUCGGUGCCGGCGGUGCCAGUAUACCGCAUGAAAUUUCAGACCUCUCAGGAGUCAACCUGGAUGAUGCAACGCUGGUGGAGACCAAGCUCGUGCCCACGUUCUCGUUCAGCUACGCAGUUGUCUAUUUCUUCCUGAACCGCGUCGUCUUCCCUCGCGAGGCGAAAGAGUUCCCUCAGAAGCUUGGAUCCUCUGCGUGGGAUCUCGCGGAGAGAAAGCCAAACGUCACUACUGGCUUCAGCGGCACGAAGGACAAUAGAUUUUUACUGCCGACGACGAUUUCACAGACGGACCCGCCGGAGCAGCGCGGGACGGAUGGGCUAGUGCUUUCAUACAUGCUGCGCCCCGAGAACACCUACAGUGCCUACACCGGCGCCCAAUCUGGCGAGGAGUACCUGCAAUUCAUUGUCAAGCAGGAGCCCACGAUUUGUGUGCUACUCGAUGUUGGUGCGCAGAUGCUCGACAUGAGGAAUCAGGAGCUCGCACGGCGUUGGCUCGAUCUCAGUGAUGAUACCGUACAGGCCGCCAUCUUCUUCACAGACGCGGAUGAUCUCGCGGUCUUAUCUCGCGAUGGGGCCGUAGAACGCUUGCGGUCUUCCCCGUUCAAUGAACAGCUUGACAAGUGCAUCGUGUAUCUUGAUGACGCGCAUACACGUGGAACCGACCUGAAGUUGCCCAAGGAGUAUCGCGCGGCGCUGACACUCGGUCAAAAGGUCACGAAGGAUCGCUUGGUACAAGGUGCAAUGCGGAUGCGCAAGCUUGGGCAUGGGCAGUCAGUUCUGAUACUCGGCCCGCCCGAGAUAGACAAUGCUAUACGCAAUAUGACUCGCGUCGCUGAAGACGAAGAGGUGGACGUCCGUCAUGUUCUUCAAUGGGCGAUGCUCGAGACGUGCGAAGAUAUCUCCCGACACAUACCUCACUGGGCGGAGCAGGGUGUAGAUUAUAUGCGACGAAGGCAGGCGGAAGGCGCGUACGACGGUGCACAGGAUCUUGACUCCCUGAGGCUUGGCUGUCUGAGACCAGAGGCUCGCACACUGGACGAGAUGUACGGGACUACAGAGGCCUCGCAAGCCAAUGAAAGUCUGUGGCAGCGCGUGCAGUCAGUCGAGGAACUCCGGGCCCACCUGACGCGGUUGGGUGUCACCUCGCUUGGGAAUGCCCGCCUAUCCGAAGAACAGGAGCGAGAGGUCGUGCUGGAGGCUGAGCGCGAACGACAAGUUCAACGGCCACCAAAGGUCAAUCCGGCUAUGCACCUUUUACACCCGGACGUCCUUCAGUUUGCUCAGUCGGGUCACAUUCCUCCGCGCUCUUCGCAGUUCGCGGGCCUCUUCAGUUCCGUCCAACGCAUACAAGACGCGUGGGAUCCACGUCUGCUCACGACACGGGACUUCGCCAUCACCCUCGCUACCCCUCAUACGCUACCAGCUCUUCAUGACUAUAUGCGACCGGUUUCCUGGGUGCUUUCCUACGGCUUUGACCAUGUCGAUUCGGACAACGCCCGUUUGGUCUCAAUCUCGCCGUACGAAGCCAAUCGCUUGGUACCUAUUCUAAGAUCCAGCGCGGUGACCGGAGUUCGCUUGCACGUCUUCACACCGCGACUUGUGAAGAGCAUGCCCUCUAUGUCUGACCUGUGCUUCCACGUCACCCCUGCACCGCCCGUUCCCACGUUCUCGGUGCCGCGACUGUUGUGUAGUCAGUUGGGCCUAUGGGCGGGCGAGCUAUGGUUCGACGACUACGCGACCUACAAGCAACUCUGCGCGUUCCUCGGACUAUAUAUGGGAUGUCCGCCGGACGAGGUCAAGCGUUUGCAGGAGGGUGGCCAUAUUGGCAGCGAUGGCUUCGUUCUCGUCAAUGGACGCUCGCUCCUUGCUGCCCCCUCCUUGUUCCAACAUAGCCCUGUCCAGAGACUCCGCGACCUUUUUGCGUACAGAAGGAAGAGCGUGGACUACACGUCUACGCACGUUGGACGGGUUCUCAGCGCUCGCGAGCUGAGAGAGGGGGAAGAUUGGGCAUUGUGA
Messenger RNA from Peniophora sp. CBMAI 1063, 9600 nucleotides. The record is from the annotation of a GenBank genome assembly. NCBI's taxonomy places the organism in Eukaryota, Fungi, Basidiomycota, Agaricomycetes, Russulales, Peniophoraceae.